CGCGUGAGUGCAUGUGAAUAUCUAUAUGUGUGUGUGUGUCCGCAAGUGUAAAUCUAUGUGUGUGCAUGUCGACAUGUGCAUGUCUCGGCAGUCUGUCUCUUUUUUCCUGUAACCUACUUACUAAUCCUAGACAGAUGUACUUUUACUGAGGCGGCUGUUUAUUUGACACAGAAACAUAGCAAACACCAGCACUAGUCAGCGGCAAAUAUUUUAAACUUCAAAAGUACAUUAAAGAGUAUAUAAUCCUGCUAGUAAAAGGAUGGAGUUCUCCGCCAUUGAUUUGGCUUUGGCACUUAGCGUUGUCAUUUUGUUAGUUUUCCACUUCUGGCUCAACAGAGACUCUAGACGUCUGCCUCCAAGUCCACUCAGACCGCUACCUAUUGUCGGGAACAUCUUUGCACUGAUAUCUGACCAGAGGUCACAGUUUAAGCAAUGGCGUGAGAAAUGUGGGGAUAUAUUUAGUUUGAGAAUUGGGUCAAAGUUCAUGGUGGUACUCAACGGAUAUGACGUUAUCAAGGAAGUCCUCGUACAAAAUGCAGACGACUUCUCAGAUCGGCCAUUAACCGUUUUUGACUUGACUUCAGGAUUACAUAGCAAUGGCAUCAUCACAAGUUCUGGAAAGGUCUGGAAAGAGCAACGAGCCGUCGGCUUACAAAUUCUUCGAAAUUUCGGAAUGGGUAAAAAUAUUUUAGCGGAACAAAUCCAAAAAGAGAUACAUAAAUAUAUUGAAUAUUUGUCUGAAAAUAUUGACCACCCAGUGGACAUUGACUCGGCGACCAACAUCAGCUCAUCCAAUAUUAUAUGCUCAAUCUUGUUUGGGCAAAGGUUUGAAUAUUCAGACCAAUCGUUUAGAAAACUGAUGGACAACAUUGCUUUACUUAUAAACAACUUUAUUAUCAACAGUUCCGUUGUUUUUAUUCCCGCGUUACGACUUUUGCCCGGGGAUUGGUUUAGGAUAAAGCAAACAGAACGAGGAGUUCAAGAAAUGUUUCAACUUUUUGUCUCCUGUAUUGAAAAAUGUCGCAAAGGGGAGACUGGGGAAUGUUUCAUAUCGGAAUAUCUGAGAGAACAGGAGAAGAGAGUUAAAAGUGGCAUUGGCACGUCCAUGGAUGACAACAAUUUAAAAAAGGUCAUCUUUGAUUUGUUUAUCACUGGGUCAGAAACGACGUCGACUACUCUAUACUGGUUUGUACUUUACAUGUUGCAUUAUCCUGACGCUCAGAAGAGAAUAUUUGAUGAAAUUAAUGAGCAUGUUGGAACAGACAGAGUGCCGAACAUUGAAGACAAACAGAACCUGACGUAUUUGAACGCGGCGAUAAUGGAGACUCAGAGACUGGCCAGUAUCGCCCCUAACGGAUUCAUUCACACUUGUCCAAGGGAUGUCACCAUACGAGGCUAUACUAUUCCAAAAGGCGCAUACGUCAUGCCAUGUCUGGACUCUGUGUUAUACGACGAAAAAAUCUGGGGACAAGACGUCAUGAGCUUCAGACCAGAAAGAUUUAUCGGCCAUGAGGGACAACUCCUCACUCCUGAGGAGUUCAUUCCCUUCGGAACAGGAAGACGAAUCUGUUUCGGUAAAAAUAUGGCGAAUGUCUCCAUGUUUUUGUAUGUAUCCAACAUGAUUCAAAAAUUUGAAUUUCAACCAAUGGAUCCUUUCCAUCUUCCUUCAACGAAGUACAAUAUGGGUCUGUCAGUUCAUCCUGAUCAUUAUCAAGUGAAAGUUGUGCCGAGGCGCUCUAGAAAUUAGACCCUCAUUUUGUUCUUUCGGAAGCGUCUAUUGCAGGGGUUCUCAACCUGUGGAUCGCGACCCCCUAGGGGGUCGAUUGACGAUUUGCCAGGGGUCGUCUAAGACCAUCGAAACUAUGGAUUGUUAUUGUCUACUCUUCUAGUGCUGUAUCUGUGUAUCGGGGGGAGGGGGUCGCCGCAGAGUGGAGGAUUGUAAAAAGGGGUCGCUGAGCAUAAAAGGUUGAGAACCGCUGGUCUAUUGUAUUGUGCUUUCAUAUUUAUUUUUUGUUCACUGGUUGUUUGAUUCGUACAGUCAGACUCUGAACGACUGUCUCGUAUAACUAGAUGUAUAUCAUAUGAAGAUAUAAUUGUCUGUAUUUUGAGGAGGUUAAGAAGAAAAUCAUUAAAAGUUAUUUUAAAAAAAAAACACUAUACCUCAAUAUAAAGCACAAAAUACCCGCUCAUUCACUAACUGAUUGAUUCAUUGAUGGCGAAAUCUCUGAAACUGUUGUAGUAAAGAUCCGCCUGAUAUUUUGUAAAUAGGUUCAUAUUAGCUCCUAGGUGCUCAGUAAGUUAAUUUUUCCUAGUGUGACCAGCAAUCUGUUGCUAUUAGCGACAAACCGUAAGCUUUCUAUCAAACA
Messenger RNA from Biomphalaria glabrata, 2366 nucleotides. RefSeq names its product cytochrome P450 2J6-like. Gene Ontology annotation, molecular function: heme binding; oxidoreductase activity, acting on paired donors, with incorporation or reduction of molecular oxygen, reduced flavin or flavoprotein as one donor, and incorporation of one atom of oxygen; iron ion binding. Bases 260 to 1747 code for a protein of 495 amino acids. The record is from RefSeq and is a predicted model, not a curated record. The transcript has 4 exons. NCBI's taxonomy places the organism in Eukaryota, Metazoa, Mollusca, Gastropoda, Planorbidae. Gene Ontology annotation, cellular component: intracellular membrane-bounded organelle; cytoplasm. Gene Ontology annotation, biological process: xenobiotic metabolic process.